Phalaenopsis equestris is the source of this 1050-nucleotide messenger RNA. RefSeq names its product heavy metal-associated isoprenylated plant protein 23-like. Gene Ontology annotation, molecular function: metal ion binding. The coding region runs from base 428 to 865 and encodes 145 amino acids. The record is from RefSeq and is a predicted model, not a curated record. NCBI's taxonomy places the organism in Eukaryota, Viridiplantae, Streptophyta, Magnoliopsida, Asparagales, Orchidaceae. The transcript has 2 exons.
UCAUAAAGUUUGUUGGUGAGGAGCGCUUAGCUUUUAGACGUUGGCUAGUGCUUUAAAAAGCUCUAUUUAAAGGAGCCGAAGGCAAGCAUAGUUUCCAGACUUGCGUUGAGAGAGUAAAGAAAGAGCAGUGGGAGGCAAGCAAUUCUGAAGGAAACUUCUUGCAACUCACAAAGGAUAAUCCUCUUAUACAAUCCAUCCCACAUUUCCCUUCUUGUACUCUUCUCUGUUUUGGUCUUAGACCACCCACCUUGUCUUUCUUCUCUAUCAAAAAUCUCUGUUCAGGCAAAUCUGCAUGCACAUUUUAGCUAAAAGUUUUUUUAUUUUUAAAUUCUUUAGCUGUUUUACUUGGUGUUGUAGCUUUGUUUUUACAUUGUAGUCUUAGUUUUCUAUAUUGAGUAAGUUUAUUAGCUCCUGAACUUCCUCAACCAUGGGGUAUUUAUCUUGCCUUUUUGGACAUGGUCACAAUCAUAAUAAGAGGAGGCAGCUGCAGACUGUUGAAUUAAGAGUCAGGAUGGACUGCGAUGGCUGUGAGCUCAAAGUGAAGAAAGCCCUCUCCUACAUGAAAGGAGUUCAGUCAGUGGAGAUUAACAGAAAGCAAAGCAAGGUUACAGUCACUGGUUAUGUUGAGCUGAACAAGGUUCUAAGGAGGGUCCAGUCCACUGGCAAGAAAGCAGAGAUAUGGCCUUAUGUUCCUUAUAACUUGGUCAGGCAGCCUUAUGUGGCUGGCACCUAUGACAAGAGGGCUCCUCCUGGGUACGUGAGAAAUAUGGAGGCAAUUGCAGUUCCAAGCCUUGCAAUUACAGAGGAGGAGCACUACACCAAUUUGUUCAGUGACGACAAUCCUAAUGCUUGCUCUAUUAUGUGAUGAGGAUAUUAAGAGGAUUUGAAGAUGGAAAAGUGAAGAAAUUAAGUGUUUAUUUCUCUGCCAAAGAAGAAAACGGCAUUCAUAGCUUUUAUGUAAUAUGAUGAAGAGAUUUCAGCUGCACUUAUAUUUUACUAGAAGAAUUACAAAGCAAGUCUUCAAAAUCAAAUCACACUGAAACUUACAAU